AUGUCUGCCCUUCUGACAACCCUCGGCCUGCGCGCUGCCCCUGGCCAGGUGCCAGCCAACCAUGCUUCAGGAUUCCUGGUGGCAAAUUGGGUGUUCGCUUUUUGCUUAAUGAGCACUCGUGGCACGAAGAUGCGCCUGGGUCUGGAUAACAAUGUCCACCCGCGGGAGGACUUGACUAAGUACGGCGAAGCCGCUGUACAGUCGGGCAAAAUCAGUCGUCGCGCCCUGGAGAAGUUGAAGCGACAAGAGUCCGCACACGCCAACGCGCAGGAGGGAUAUCCUUUGUUUGUUGCGGCGAUCCUCGUUUCUCUGUACGCCGGUCUCCCCAAUGAGACGAUCAACACUAUUGGUGCAUGGUAUUCCGCUUCACGUCUCGCAUAUAGUCUGCUGUACUCCCAUGUCGAGUCCCGCUCGUGGAGUUACCUGCGCUCAGUGGCGUGGUGGUCCGGGAACAUCAGCUGCAUCUAUGGGCUGGUACAGGCCAGCAAGAAGCUGUAA
Molecule: messenger RNA, 498 nt
Organism: Penicillium paradoxum
Lineage: Eukaryota; Fungi; Ascomycota; Eurotiomycetes; Eurotiales; Aspergillaceae
Product: MAPEG family protein
Exons: 3
Coding region: 1-498 (165 amino acids)
Cellular component (GO): membrane
Source: RefSeq, a predicted model, not a curated record